GAACUUCAUAAAACGAGUAAGAAGAUCCUUGUCUGAAUUCAAUUGGCUAGAUCUUUUCCUGAAUAGGAUCAUUCACAUAUCAGUUGAGAGAGACUGGUCCUUUAUUAUAAAGAAAUAAAAAGAGCCCUUCACUAGAGCGUAUCGGACGCGGAAGUGACGACUAUUUCCAACCCGUUAUACCCUCCGUGUGGGAAUCGGUGUCGGUCAUGAAGUCCUCUCUGCUACUGAGCGUUUUUCUAAGGCAGUGUGCGGAGACUCGUACAAACUUCCGAAGCUUCUCAAGCGUUGUUCUCAAACGACAAGUGCCAUGCUCGCCGGGCCCGAGGAGGAUGCAGCCUCGCUUCGCGUCCGGGGGAUGCUCGGCCCUGAUGUUCAGAAGACACGGCGAGCCGUCUCAAGUAGUGGAGUUGGAGACCCUAGAGCUACCCUCUGUGGGCGCAAAUGAUGUUCUCGUCAGGAUGUUGGCGGCCCCAAUUAACCCGGCAGAUAUCAACAUGGUUCAAGGUACGUACGCCUUCCUCCCGGAGCUCCCUGCCGUCGGCGGCAACGAGGGGGUCGCCCAGGUCGUAGAGGUGGGAUGCCAGGUGACGACUUUGAAACCCGGAGACUGGGUUAUACCGAAAGACGCCGGUCUAGGCACGUGGCGCACAGCGGCGGUAGUGAGUGAGAAUAGUCUCAUCCAACUACCCAGUGACAUCCCUCUGCUGUCCGCUGCUACGCUCAGUGUUAACCCCUGCACCGCCCUACGCAUGCUCUCGGACUUCCAGGAGCUCCAAGCAGGGGACACCGUUAUUCAGAACGCUGCCAACAGUGGAGUUGGUCAGGCUGUAAUACAGAUCGCUGCCGCCAGGGGGCUCACUACCAUUAACAUUGUCAGAGACAGGCCACAGUUUAACCAGCUCAGUGACAGGCUGAAGGCGAUGGGCGCCAGCCAUGUGAUCACAGAGGAAGCGCUGAGACUACCACCAAUGCAGGAGCUGUUCAAGACCUGUCCCAAACCCAAGCUGGCCCUGAAUGGGGUUGGGGGCAAGAGCGCCACUGAACUUCUGCGACACUUAGAGCAUGGAGGGACCAUGGUGACGUACGGGGGGAUGUCCAAGAGGCCCGUCACCAUCCCUGUGGGCGCUCUGAUUUUUAAGGACGUGAAGGUGAGGGGCUUCUGGGUCACCAAGUGGAAGGCGAACCACGCACACGAUGAGAAGCCUUUCAUAGACAUGCUGGAUGAACUUUGCACCCUGAUCCGCCAGGGGAAGCUGACCGCCCCCGUGUGUAACCAGGUGGAGCUGGGGGAUCACCGCAGGGCUCUGGAGGCAGCCAUGGAGCCCUACGCCUCAGCAAAACAGAUCCUGAUCUUGUGACCUCAGGAACAUCUCCUUUGCCAAUCAGCUAUGCAGGAUAAGAGCUGGUUGGAGCGUUGGAAGCAGUUUAUCAGCUGCUCAAGGAUAAGACUUAGCUAAUGAGCCUUUCACAGCACAAAGUCCAGCUAUUUAUCUUCUGUCAGGGAGGUAGAGGCUAAAACUUAAAAACUCAUUAGCUAUUGUUAAUGAGGUAUAUAAAUGAUGGAAACAAUCAAUAUAAUUAUAUAUCAAUAUAAUUGUUAUAUAAUUGAUAUAUAACUGAUCAUUAAAUGGCAUUACUGGCAGUGAUUUAUCUUGGUCACGAAUAACAAUAAAGUAUUUUAUUAAUAUG
This is a messenger RNA of Gadus morhua (Atlantic cod), 1689 nucleotides long. It is a transcript of the gene mecr, whose product is annotated as mitochondrial trans-2-enoyl-CoA reductase. The transcript is spliced from 10 exons. Gene Ontology annotation, biological process: fatty acid metabolic process. Gene Ontology annotation, cellular component: mitochondrion. The coding region runs from base 207 to 1358 and encodes 383 amino acids. Lineage: Eukaryota; Metazoa; Chordata; Actinopteri; Gadiformes; Gadidae. Gene Ontology annotation, molecular function: oxidoreductase activity. The record is from RefSeq and is a predicted model, not a curated record.